Astrephomene gubernaculifera is the source of this 1638-nucleotide messenger RNA. The record is from the annotation of a GenBank genome assembly. NCBI's taxonomy places the organism in Eukaryota, Viridiplantae, Chlorophyta, Chlorophyceae, Chlamydomonadales, Astrephomenaceae.
AAUUAGGUGCAUUCUUGCCUAAGAAUUUGGUUGGAACGCAACAGAUUUGUGUCAUUUACAGUAUGCCUUAGUGGCGCAGUGCUAUAAGUGUUCAUUGCAACAUGGUCGUGCAUGAUAUAUAGCGUUACCUUAUUGUUAACAUUUAAACACAUUUCAUAGCUUUGUGCCAGCGAUCAGCCGAGAAGGAAAGAUGCUACAGGACUUCCAUCUUCGCAGGCGAGCUGCUGUUGGCAAGCGCUGGUGCCCAGCGGCCUCGCACAACACGCCCCGCGUUGCUCGCUAUGCUGUCCGAGCUAAAGCUUCCGCUUCAAUCCCAGCACCGGGCUCUAUGUUACCAGAGUUCAGCACAAGCAGCCCCUCCCAGCCCUGGCAGCUCGCGGUGCUGGGCGACCUGCACCUGCCGCCCCCCCGCAUGCAGCUCUACAGGGAGGCGCAGCAGCAGCUGCGGGGGCUGCUGCUGCAGCAGCAGGAGGGGGAGCAGGGGGGCAGCACAGCGGCAGCAGCAGGCGGUAACGAAGCCGCGGCACCACCCGCAGCAGCAGCAGGUGAUGCGGCAGCCGUGCGACCCGUGGGUCGGCUGGUGCAGCUGGGAGACCUGGGUCACGGCAAGCACGCCUCGGGGUCGCGCAGCUGCUUCGAGUUUGCGAGGCAGUACCUGGAUGGUUUCGGGGUGCCGUACUCGCUCAUCACGGGCAACCACGACCUGGAGGGGGAGGAGUUCGAGAGCGACGAGGAAAACCUGGAGGCGUGGAGCCAGGUGUUCCAGCGGCCCCCCUACUGGUGUGCCCAGCUGGGGGUGGCGCGGGUGGUGGGGCUGAGCACCGUGAGGUACCGCAGCAACAGGAACAGUCACCACGAGGUGUUCAUUCCCCCCGAGCAGCUGUCCUGGCUGGAGGGGCAGCUGCGGGCGCACCCCACCACCCCCUUCAUCAUCACAUCGCAUGCACCGCCCAUGGGGUGCGGGCUCAAGGUCAUCCAGGAGGUGCACAUCAAGAACCGCUGCGCAUGGCUGAACCACUCCGCGCAGCCGCCCGACCCCGACCCACGGGUCUUUCUGUCGCUGGUGUCCCGCCACCCCAACAUAAAGCUCUGGUUCUCCGCGCACUUCCACCUCGCGCACAACUACCACGACUCCAUUUCGGUGGUGGGCAGCACGGCGUUUGUGCAGGUGGGGGUGAUCGGCGAGUGUAACAGAGACGGUUUGCGGCAGUCCCGGCUCCUCCGCGGCGACCCCUCCGGCUACCAGCUGCUCACGCUGGACCACUCCACGGGGGCACUCAGGCUGGACAUGCAGGACAGCUGGGGGCUGUACGACACCGCCUCUUCGCAGUACGACACCGCCUCCUCCUCCGGUCAGCAGUACGGCAGCAGCAGCAGCAGUGCCUCCUCCUCCCCCCACCCGCCGCCCCCCACCCCGCUGCUGCCCCCCGGGGAGGAGCUGCUGUGUGACCCGCAGGCGGGGUGGCUGUGCUCGCAGCAGCUGGAGUGCAGGGUGGGCGAUAACAGCACUGGCUUCAUGACUUGGUACCCGGUGGGUCGUGACACCAUCCUGGCACUGCAGGCGGGCGGGCUGCUGGUGGAAUAUGACCUGUCCACCGCCGCCCCCAUCGGCCUGCUCACCCGUGUGCCGGAGGGGGG